AUGGAUAAAGAUGAGUGCUCCAAAAACAAUGGGGGCUGCCAGCACGAGUGCCUCCACUCCUUCGAGUGCCAGUGCCGCAGCGGCUUCGUGCUGCACGACAACAAGCACGACUGCAAGGAAGCCGGCUGCGACCAUAAGGUGACAUCCAUCUCCGGGACCAUCACCAGCCCCAACUGGCCCGAUAAAUACCCCAGUAAGAAGGAGUGCACCUGGGCCAUCACCACUACACCAGGACACCGCAUCAAACUGCCCGAGCCCCUCGUCUCCUCCGGCAACAAAAUGUUCCUCAAAUUCGUCUCUGAUAACUCCGUCCAAAAAAAGGGCUUCGAGGCCACCCACUCCACAGUGUGCGGAGGGCAGGUCCGUGCGGAGGUGAAGACCAAGGAUCUGUAUUCCCACGCACAAUUUGGGGAUAACAACUACCCGGGGGGCUCGGACUGCGAGUGGGUGAUCAUGGCAGAGGAGGGCUACGGCGUGGAGCUCAUCUUCCAGACCUUCGAGAUCGAGGAGGAGGCCGACUGCGGCUACGACUACAUGGAGCUAUUUGAUGGCUAUGACGGGACGGCCCCACGCCUUGGCCGCUUCUGCGGCUCUGGGCCCCCUGAGGAGGUGUAUUCAGCCGGCGAUUCGGUGAUGAUCCACUUCCACUCGGAUGACACCAUCAACAAGAAGGGUUUCCACCUUCGCUACACCAGCACCAAGUUCCAGGACACGCUGCACACCAGGAAAUAA
Mesitornis unicolor (brown roatelo) is the source of this 732-nucleotide messenger RNA. RefSeq names its product bone morphogenetic protein 1-like. The record is from RefSeq and is a predicted model, not a curated record. NCBI's taxonomy places the organism in Eukaryota, Metazoa, Chordata, Aves, Mesitornithiformes, Mesitornithidae.